GUCGGCGUGACUUUAAGUGGCUGAGUCUGGAGGAGCAUCAUGUUGAGGGGCCGGCGGCUCUUGGGUUCGGCGUUGCCUAGGCAACAGCUGCUCUUAAACAGCUGCAGAUGGUGUUCUUCAGGAAUUGUUCCCAACGAAAAGAUUCGCAACAUAGGGAUUUCUGCACACAUUGAUUCUGGAAAGACUACAUUAACUGAGCGCAUACUCUUCUAUACAGGAAGGAUAGCACAAAUGCAUGAGGUAAAAGGAAAAGAUGGGGUUGGUGCAGUCAUGGAUUCGAUGGAGUUGGAACGACAGCGCGGGAUCACUAUUCAGUCUGCAGCAACUUAUACCAUGUGGAAAGACACAAAUAUUAACAUAAUUGACACCCCAGGGCAUGUUGAUUUCACUAUCGAAGUAGAAAGGGCACUGAGAGUUCUUGAUGGAGCCAUCUUGGUGCUGUGUGCCGUUGGAGGGGUUCAGUGCCAGACCAUGACAGUGAAUAGGCAGAUGAAGCGGUACAAUGUCCCGUUUUUGACCUUUAUCAACAAACUGGAUCGAACGGGCUCAAAUCCUAACAGAGCUGUGCAACAACUCAGAUCCAAGCUGAAUCAGAAUGCUGCACUUAUCCAGAUUCCAAUGGGACUGGAGGGGAAUUUCAGAGGGAUCAUUGAUCUAAUUGAAGAAAAAGCUAUCUACUUUGAUGGUGACUUUGGCCAAACUGUUAAAUAUGAUGAAAUUCCUUCUGAGUUCAGAGCAGAAUCUGUGGAUCGCCGCCAAGAACUGAUUGAGUGUGUUGCAAACAUAGAUGAACAGCUUGGGGAGAUUUUUCUUGAAGAGAAGAUCCCAACCACAGCUGACAUGAAGCUUGCAAUCAGAAGAACAAUCCUCAGUAAAUCCUUCACACCUGUGCUGGUUGGAAGUGCUCUGAAGAACAAAGGUGUGCAACCUCUGUUGGAUGCUGUUCUAGAAUACCUCCCAAACCCAUCAGAAGUGCAGAACUAUGCUCUUCUCAACCAGGAGAAUUCUCAGGAAAAAUCCAAAAUAUUGAUGGGUUCUGUCAGAGACAAUUCCCUGCCUUUUUUGGGCCUGGCAUUUAAACUUGAGGCUGGACGUUUUGGACAGCUCACUUACAUUCGCGUUUAUCAGGGGAUGUUAAAGAAAAGUGAUAACAUCUACAACACCAGGACUAGGAAAAGGGUGCGGGUGCAGAGACUUGUCCGCCUGCACGCAGACGUGAUGGAGGAUGUGGAACAAGUUUACGCAGGAGAUAUCUGUGCAUUAUUUGGCAUUGACUGUGCUAGCGGGGAUACAUUCACAGAUAAAUCUAGCACUGACCUUUCCAUGGAAUCGAUUCACGUCCCUGAUCCCGUCAUUUCAGUAGCAAUGAAGCCAUCCAACAAGAAUGAUUUGGAUAAGUUUUCAAAAGGCAUUAACCGUUUCACAAGGGAAGAUCCCACCUUCCGAGUCCAUUUUGACACAGAGAGCAAAGAAACCAUUGUUUCCGGAAUGGGAGAACUACAUCUGGAAAUCUAUGCUCAGCGAAUGGAAAGAGAAUAUGGUUGUCCUUGUGUUACCGGGAAACCUAAAGUAGCCUUUAGAGAGAGCAUUGCGGCAACUGUACCGUUUAACUUUACUCAUAAAAGGCAGUCUGGUGGGGCAGGCCAGUUCGGUAAAGUGGUGGGAUUUCUAGAGCCUCUGGAACCCGAGAACAACACCAGAGUGGAAUUUUCUGACAGAACGGUUGGAACAAAUAUUCCAAAGCAGUUUGUGCCAGCUAUUGAAAAGGGAUUUCGUGAUGCGUGUGAGAAAGGCCCUUUGACAGGUCACAAGAUUUCAGGGGUGCGGUUUGUCUUAGAGGAUGGUGCUAAUCACAUGGUGGACUCUAAUGAAAUCUCUUUUAUACGAGCUGGUGAAGGAGCCCUGAAACAAGCUAUGGAUGAUGCAACAAUAUGUAUUCUUGAGCCCAUUAUGUCUGUGGAAGUUGUAGCACCCAACGAAUUCCAAGGAGUAGUGAUUGCAGGACUAAAUCGCCGCCAUGGCGUCAUCACAGGGCAAGAUGGAGCAGAAGACUAUUUCACUCUCUAUGCUGAAGUGCCAUUGAAUAAUAUGUUUGGAUAUGCUACAGAACUGAGGUCAAGCACAGAGGGAAAAGGUGAAUACACAAUGGAAUACAGUAGAUACCACCCUUGUUUACCCAGUACACAGGAAGAAUUAACUAAUCGAUAUCUAGAAGCAACGGGACAACUUUCUGGGAAAAAGGGCAAAGCUAAGAGCUGAUUCACUUCCAUGUGAGCUGAUUGUAAGGAUCUGCUGACAAGCUUCUACUGUUGCAAAGCUCAAUUGAUUUAAAAAAAACCUCAAAAUUCAGAAUAGGCCGCUGAAUUUCUGCUUGGAUCAAUAUUUUGACUUUAUUAAGUCACUAAGAGACUGCCAUUGAAAUGUUCACAUGGAAAUUCCAUUAAUUAAUCACUGUCUUAAUUUAAUAAAGUGUCUUUGGUUUUAA
Molecule: messenger RNA, 2485 nt
Organism: Elgaria multicarinata webbii
Lineage: Eukaryota; Metazoa; Chordata; Lepidosauria; Squamata; Anguidae
Gene: GFM1
Product: G elongation factor mitochondrial 1
Exons: 18
Coding region: 40-2259 (739 amino acids)
Biological process (GO): mitochondrial translational elongation
Cellular component (GO): mitochondrion
Molecular function (GO): translation elongation factor activity; GTPase activity; GTP binding
Source: RefSeq, a predicted model, not a curated record